GGCCAUGUCAUGCGUCAAAAAAAGCAUUUGUCAUUUUAACUUGUUUUAGUUAGAAAAAAAAUCAAAAUUUACUUUUAACAAGAUAAAGUGAGUAUCCCGCAGACUUUGCAUUAAAAUUAUACAAAAACGGAUAAAUCUACAGUGACCUUUUCAUACCUUUGAUAUGGUCCAAAUGGGUGACAUGGAAGAGAAGUCCCAAGAGAGAGUGUAUGGAGGGUGUGAGGGCCCCGAUGCCAUGUAUGUGAAACUCAUCUCCUCAGAUGGACACGAAUUUAUAGUUAAAAGGGAACAUGCUUUGACUUCUGGAACUAUUAAAGCUAUGCUGAGUGGACCUGGACAGUUUGCAGAAAACGAAGCUAAUGAAGUGAACUUUAGGGAGAUUCCGUCUCAUGUACUACAAAAAGUGUGCAUGUACUUCACAUACAAGGUGCGCUAUACAAACAGUUCCACAGAGAUUCCAGAGUUUCCCAUCGCUCCAGAAAUCGCUCUGGAAUUGCUUAUGGCUGCCAAUUUCCUUGACUGUUAAAUGUUUUUUUGUAUUUAUUCACCUGAUAACACGAUGUAAUCCCUAGGUAGAAGCCCCUCCCUGGUACUUUUAUCUAUGGACUUUGUUGGCUCGGUAAACAUGUGAAAGAAAGUCAACAAUAGCUUAAUGAAACAAAAAUAACUAUAAUAAAAAUGUAACAGAAGAUCUGUUUCUGCCUUUAAUAAAUAAUUAAUUUGUGUGUAUAUUAGUCGGCCUCAGACUGAGUUUAACUAGGCUAUUUAUUGUGAUUUACAGGGUGUUAUUCGGGGCACCCUAUAUAUUGUAAUUUUUGUUUCAGUUUUUUUUUUUAAUAAUAAUAAUGUAUAAAUGCUAGGACCGUUUUUUAAUUAGUUGUGUAGUGCUUUUCGCUCUGUAAACUUCCAUAGGUUUUUUUUGCUCAUUAAAUACUAUAAUUUAUUUUAAUUAUAAAUUUUCUCUUCA
Messenger RNA from Anthonomus grandis grandis, 967 nucleotides. RefSeq names its product elongin-C. The transcript has 3 exons. Gene Ontology annotation, biological process: ubiquitin-dependent protein catabolic process. Gene Ontology annotation, cellular component: elongin complex. The record is from RefSeq and is a predicted model, not a curated record. Gene Ontology annotation, molecular function: protein-macromolecule adaptor activity. The coding region runs from base 164 to 526 and encodes 120 amino acids. Lineage: Eukaryota; Metazoa; Arthropoda; Insecta; Coleoptera; Curculionidae.